Zingiber officinale is the source of this 8412-nucleotide messenger RNA. RefSeq lists its product as uncharacterized. The transcript is spliced from 9 exons. Bases 325 to 8013 code for a protein of 2562 amino acids. NCBI's taxonomy places the organism in Eukaryota, Viridiplantae, Streptophyta, Magnoliopsida, Zingiberales, Zingiberaceae. The record is from RefSeq and is a predicted model, not a curated record.
CGCGAGUUCGGAAGAUUUAAUUCAGGAAACACGAUCCGAACCUCGGGACGCCGGCUGACGAAGGAGAAGGAGAACGCCACCACUGUCGCUUGAUUGGGGGGCAACGAAGGCGCGAUUAAUACGAAUCCCUGAUUUCGAGUACUAGGCGAUUGCGAUUUUGACCAUUUUCCCCCUUCAUUUGAAAGAUCUUAGGGUUCUGAUCCUGACUCCCAUCUGGAGAGAUUCGAUCGCUCUGAGGUCUAUCGUUCACAGAAUUUAGAUGCCACCGAGGCUGAGUUGAUCUCCGCAACGGCGCUUAGUUUGUAAUUGCUCCUUGCUAAUCCCAUGGAUAAAAGCAAGAAAUCAGAUCUCCUUGCCGCUGGCCGCAAAAAGCUUCGACAAUUUAGACAGAAAAAAGACCAAAAGGGCGGCAAUAAGGAUGCUCAAUCCUCGAACCGAGGCAACAAACAGGACAAGGACGCUCAUGCCAACGAGUUGAUGAAUACCAUAGAACCUGAGGUUGCCACCUCAACUUCGACUGUUGAAUCCGAUGUAUUGACAACGGAUACAUUGGAUCCGUCAGUCGUGGUCAGCAGUGUGGAUUUUCCAACUGUGAACUCAGGAGAAGUGGUUGAUCGCAGAGCUCUGGAUGACGGGAAGGCUCUUGAAAGAGUGGCCAUUGAACCUCCUGCUGUUGAAAUCUCAUCUUCCGCUUUGGAUAUAGAUAAAGAGGAAGCGAAAUCUUAUGGUAUGGAACAAUGUAAUGGAGAGAGCUCAGAAGUUGGAAUUCCAGCUGUGGAAAAUAGGGUGGAUGAGGCUGGUGGAAGUUCACUUGGAUUAGCUUUGGAUACUGAUGUAGAAAAAGUGGAAGCUUCAACAAUUGAACCUGGUUCUGUUCUUGCAGUAUCUCAAGCUCUGGUUGGAAGGUCUUCUCUUCCUGUUGAAAUUGAUAAUGAUACAGGUAUUCCUGUAACUUCAUCUGAGAAGAAUGGAGAUAAUCAUGACACGGAGCAAAAUGAAAUGCCUAAAGACCUUGAUUCUUCUUUAGAUCUUGAUGAAAGGAUUGACAAAGAGGCCACGGUACUUCCUGCCCUAACUGAAGACACUCAGGAGGUGGAUACCAGUAGUUACCAUGAAAAUGAAAGAAUUCUAGCUCAGGUUUCACCAGGUAAGGUUAUUCUGAUUGAAAAAAGUCUAGAAAUGUCAUUUUCAAAUCGAACCACUGUAGAUGAAAACUUGGAGGUUCCAGGUUUCACUCAACCUACUUCUGAUCAUACUUCUUCAUUGAUAGAAAGUGCUGAGGUUCCAUUUUCUCAUGAAAAUGACUCUGCCCAUGGGGAGGAAAAUGCAUCUGCUAUAGGUGAUUCUGAGAUCCUUAAUGAAGACAGGAGCAUACAGAACACCAUAGGAGAGGCUAUACGUUGUGAAGGCAGGUCAAGUGAAACACCUCCAGGAGAAUUUUCUUCAUCUCAGGAGAUGGGUGAGAUUUUCAAGGAAGAUGUCUGCCACCCUAUUUUUGGUUCAACAGAUCUAGUUUCUUCAUUAGCAAUCUGUCCUAUGGAAACAUGUGUCAGUGGUCUUGAAGAUGAGUUCGAGACUAUUAGAAGGCAUCUUUACUUAGCAAACAUUUCAAGGGACUUUCUCCAGUUUCAAUUGGAAGUGGAAGCUGAGUUGCACGAAGACUCCUGCAAGCAGUCUGCUGCUGAACUCUCAAAACUCUAUGGUUUACUUCAAGAAUCUCAGGAAAAAAAUGCUGUUGCUAAUGAGGAGCUGGCACAAUUUGGAUCAAAGUUUCAAGAUAUGACUGCUGCAAAGGAAAAACUUGAGAUCAGAUUACUUUGCAGAGAACAAGAAUUUGAAGCACUCAAUAAUAACUUUGCAGAGUUGCAGAAUAAAUUUGAAGUGUCCCAACAGGAGAUGGCACAUCAGUUGGAGGAGUUAGCCGCUUGCCAGAAUUCUCUUGAAAUUUUACAGAAAGAAAAUGUAAAGUUAACUACAAGGCUCGCCUUAGAAAUAGAUGCAAGGAAUGCAAUUGAUGAGGAAAAGGAGUUUUUGGCAAAUGAGAAUGCAAGAAUUGUUUCUAAAUUGAUGGAAAAGAAUACUGCACUUGAAAAACAAAACCACCAUGAGUAUACUAGCAAGGAGUCAGAGAACUUUGAUCAACUUGCAGAGCUGAACCUGUAUCUGUCAAGCAGUUUGGCUGUCCAUGAAGCUAAGCUAAAAGAGUUGGGGUAUGGACCCUUUAAAUCAUCCAACAUCUCAAUAGAAGCUAUGUUGCAUGAAACUGAGUAUUGUGUGAGGGAAAACAGUCAUGAUUAUACAGAUAGUUCUGUCAUGGGAGUUCUGAAUGACUGCUUGCAAGAGGCCAAAGAUAUACUGCAGAGUCUUGAGAAGUCAAUUGAAGGAAUGCACUUACAAUCAUUGUCCUUGGGGCCAGAUGGAAGAGCCGGAGCAUCUGGUGUAUCAAAGCUUAUACGAUCAUUUGAAGAAAAACAAAAGCCUGACAUUGCAGAAGAAGAGCUUCAAAUGUCUAAAGGUGGGCAAUCAGAUAAUUCAUAUUCAGCAAUGAAGGAGCAAAUGUCCUGUCUUAGAGUUGCAAUUGAGCGGAUAGAACUGGAAAUCGGAAAAGUUGAGGCACAUAGGGUAGAACAAUCAAAUAAUAUAUCUAUCUUAAAAAACUUUCAGAUGGAUUCUCAAGCUCUCAAGAAGAAAAGUGAUACUCUCGAGGAAAAAAUUGAUGUUCUUGUAGACCAGAUGUCUAGUAAUUCAUGCAGAGUACAGAACUUUCAAGAUCGGUCUGAUGAAAUACAACAAGAUGCUCAUGAUAAGAUGGAGAAGAUUUUGAGUGAAAUAGAACAGAUGCAAAUAAAAGUUAAUGAUGAACUUUCUACUCUUAGGUGUGAAAGAGACACACUCAAGGCAGUGACUUUUGGGGCCAUUGAAAAGUUAAAUAAAUAUACUUUAUUUCAGAUUUCUGAUAAUAUUGAUAUAGCUUCAUUUUUCAUGGCUUCAGUUGAUGCUGCUGUAGAAUUGAUCAACAAUCUGCAAGAGAAGUUAAUUGCUUCUAAUUUGGAGAGUAAUACUCUCCACAAUUCAUAUAAUGAACAAAACAAAUUAGUAACUGCUCUAGCAGGGAGGGAACAGUUUUAUUCUAGUCAAAUGCAUAAAUUGUAUGUAAGCCUUUGGGAACUGAUCAAGGAAUCAUGUGAAAGCAGUGGGGCACCUGAUACUGAUCUGAGAGGUGAGGAAAUUUUACAAAAUUUGCCUGAAGGUUUUGAAGCACUUAGUAUGCAUUUAAAGAAGUUGUUGGAUGAACGGCUGUUCUUCCUAUUUAAAAGUAAUGAUUUAGAGUCAAUGUUAUUGACCAAAAAUGAAGAGAUCCAAGAGCACUUUGGGAAAUAUAAUUCUUUGGUGAAAAGAUUGGAUGACUUACAAAGAGUCAAAAAUGAAACUGAUUCAUUUUUGCUGAAGAAAGAAGUUGUUAUUGAGGAGGCUAAGGAAAAAUGUAUUGCUUUAAUCAGAAAAUUGGAGUAUCAUAAAUUAAAUAUGGUUCUUUCUGUGCCGCAUAAGUUGGCUGUCAGUGAUGAACUCACUCAAGUUGUUGAUUUCGGUGAUAAUGACCUCUUUCGUUCUUUGCUGCAGCUAGAGACAUUGAUUGUUUUUUAUAUUCAGGAACAUGAAGAGGCACUUGAGGUUAUUGAUCUUUCAAAGAAAUGUUUAUUGGAAGCGAAUGUAUUUCCUCAUAUUCCUGAUCAUCAUUGCUCAUUGCAAUUACCUACCUUGAUCCAGGAAGAUUUUAUACCUAGAUUGUGUGAAUUGCAGGACCAGCUGGACUUGCUAUGUAUGUCAAAUAUCAAUUUUGAAAUUGAGUUACAAUUCUUCAAAGAAUAUACAAGUAGGCUGAAGUAUGCUCUUGAAGCUUCUCAUUCAGAGUUGCUUCUAAAAGUUUCUGAGCUAGAACUAUCAGAGCAAAGGCUUUCUUCGGUCAGAGAGAAGCUUAGUAUUGCUGUUGCAAAAGGUAAAGGAUUAAUUGUCCAGCGAGAUAAUCUCAAGCAGGCUUUGUUGGAGAAGUCAACUGAUCUUGAAAAGUGCUUACAUGAGUUACAAUCUAAAGAAGCAUUGCUGCAGGAAGCUGAGGGCAAGCUCAAGUCUUAUUCUGAAGUGGAUCGAAUAGAAGCUCUUGAGUCUGAGCUAUCUUAUAUAAGAAAUUCUGCGACUGCAUUGCGAGAUUCUUUUCUUCUAAAGGACUCUGUACUUCAGAGGAUUGAAGAAGUUUUGGAAGAUUUGGAUUUGCCUGAGCAAUUCCAUGCUAGAGACAUAGUAGAGAAAGUUGAAUUGCUAUCCAAAAUGGCCGUUGGGAAUUCUUCUAUUACUAUGACUGACUGGGAUCAAAAAAGCUCAAUAGGAGGAUCACAUUCUGAUGCUGGUUUUGUGAUCAUGGAUUCUUGGAGGGAAGAUUCUCAAGCAAUUCCAAAUCCAGGUUUUGAUGAAUUAAAAUGUAAAUUUGAGCAGUUAGAGAGGAACUUUUACAGUCUGGCUGAGCACAAUGAAAUGCUGGAACAGUCUCUAGUUGAGAGGAAUAACCUUGUGCAGAAAUGGGAAGAGAUGCUGGAUAAUAUUAACAUGCCUCCACUAUUAAGUACGUUGGAACCAGAAGAUAAAAUUGAAUGUUUAGGAAACAUACUUACUGAGGUACAACAGGAAAGAGAUGCAUUGAGAUUAAAGAUCAAGGAUCUUGAGGCUUCUUCAGAGAUUCUCACUGUUGAUUUAGAAGAGUCGUACAAAAAGUUAUCAGAAGUUAGUGCAGAGAUUGUAGUUAUUAAAUCUGAAAAUGAUAUACUUUCUGAGAAACUGAAUAUGCUAAACUCUGAAUGUCAUGAUCUUUCAGAGAAAGUUGCUCAACAUAAUGUUAGCAGAGAUCAUUUCCUAAGAGAAAUAAAUAACCUUAACGAGAAGUUGACAGAGAAGGUGCAAGAGAACCUGCAACUCCAUGAUAUGGAAAAUGAGAUUUCGAGAUUGCUUGAUUUGGUAAGUAAUGCAGUUCAGGAAUCUGAUCAUUCUACAGUUCCUUCUGAUGUUAGUGCAAUUGAGAGAUUGGAACUACUGCUGAGAAUACUUGUUGAUAAAUACACAAACCUUGUUGCCCUGAAUUCUGUGCCUGAAGAUCAUGCAGAAUCUGUGUCUAAAGAUGCUGCAGAGCUUUUUUCUGCUGAAAGCAAAUUUUCUGUGAGUAUCAGCGGAUCAGGAGAUGUUCUACAUAACAUAGAACAGGAGUUAAACAGUUUGAGAAUAGAAUAUGACAAUGCCAUCUCUAAUCUGAAUUUGAUGACAGAGGAAAGGAAUGAAGUCAUGGAGAAGUGUAAAUUUUUGACUGCAGAAGUAGAGGCAAUUAGUAAACAGAAGAUAUCAUUGAAGGAAGAGUUGACAACGGAAAUUGAAAAGAACAAGUUGUUAUUGUCACAGUUAGAUGUGAUUUGUAAGGAAAAGGAUGCCUUGAGGGAGCAGCUUAUUCAGGAGGAGGAAAAGUUUGCUUCUAUCAGAGAGAAACUAAAUAUUGCUGUCAGGAAAGGAAAAGGAUUAGUACAACAAAGAGAUGGUCUGAAGGAAGAAAUUGAGAAGAUGAAUAUUAAUAUAACACAUUUGAAUUCUGAGAAGAACCAGCUAGUAGAAGCAUUAGAAUCAGAGAAAGAAAUGUUAGAAAAUCGGUUAAAGGAGACUGAACAACAUUUGGCUAAUAGUAAUCAGACAUUAAGUAAAUUAUUAGGGGCUUUGGAUGCCAUUGAUAUCGGGAAAGAAUAUAUUAACAUAGAAGCUGCACAAAAAUUGGAAGAAAUUGGAAAAUUGAAUCUUGAACUGCGUUCAUCAGUAUUUUCUGCAGAACAAGAAGCAAAAAAAGCCAAACGAACAGCUGAACUGCUACUAGCUGAAUUGAAUGAAGUUCAAGAAAGGGCUGAUAUCCUCCACGAGGAACUUGGGAAAGCAGAAGCUACACUCUUUGAGGCAUAUAGACAGAAAGAUGCUGCCGAGUCUGCUAGAGCGGAUGCUUUUCGUCACCUUGAGGAAAUUAAUUUGCUUCAUUCUGAAGAAAGAAAGAAACAGAUUGACAGUCUUUCUGAAUUAAUGUCUGGCAUUGGCCAGGUGAAGGAUAGCUGUUCUGAAUUUUCUGGUCUUGUUGCCGAUUGGUAUAAGAGGGAUUUUGACGUACUAAGUUAUGUCGAGGCUUUUAUGGGGUCUAUUGAGACAGGAAAAGACUUCAAAGCCCCAGUUGAUUUCCGACCUGAUUAUCCACCUCAUGAGGAGAAUUCCAUUCAUGCUCUUUCAAAGUUCACGUCACAUGAACCUCCUGAGAAAUGCUCUAUCACUGAAAAUCUUGUUUUUGGUGUUGAAUGCGUGCUCCACUAUCUGAGUGAGUUCAAUGAGCUAAAGAUAAACACCCAUAAACAAUUCUUUUCACUAGCUGAACAAACAAGCUGCCUGGUGAAAAAGGUGGAUUCUGUGGGAAGGAAGGUUCUGUCUCAAAGGAAAGAAUCUGAGUCUUUAAAAGAAGAGGUAGCUAAACUUGAGUCUACAAUUAUGGUCAAAGAGGCUGAAGUUCGUGCAGUAUAUAGAAAUUUGUUCUUUAUAUACCAACUAUGUAAUGAAUUGAUCAAUGAUAUGGAGAAUGGGCAUACCGGAACAGCUGAAAAUGAGCUGGUCUUUGGAGGAAAAUUUGCGACUAAAUCUGGGAAAUCACCAAGUGAAUACUACUGGCAAAUGUCCAUCGAUGAAAAUACUCCACUCACUGAUGAAGUUAUCAGAUCCUUGGCUGACAGAUUAUUCUUUACUGUUAAGAGCGCUAGAAACAAUGAAACUUCUGAAUGGAAGGCUACAAUUGUGGACUUGCAAAGAGAACUGCAAGAAAAGGAUGCCCAGACAAGUGGAAUUACUGCAGAACUUGUGUCUCAGAUAAGGGAUGCUGAAGCUGUUGCAAGGAGAUCCACUACUGAAUUAGAGUCUGCAAAGACAACUAUCUAUAGUUUAGAGAAGCAGGUUGAAAAAAUGGUUAAUGACAAGAAAUCAUUAGAGUUAAGAGUAUCUGAGUUAAGCAGUUUGGAGACUUCAUUGGAUGAACUAAAUGGAAGGAUUAAAUCUUUAAAUGAUGCAUUAACUGGCAAAGACCAAGAAAUUGAAACUCUCAUGGAAGCACUUGAUGAAGAAGAGGUUCAGGUGGAAGGAUUAGAGAACAGGAACAAGGAGCUACAAAGUAUGGUAGAAGAAAAGACUACUACCUUGGAGAAGCUUGAAGCUUCUCAUGAAAAGUCCUUAGCGAAGCUUUCAACAACAGUCAACAAGUUCGAUGAAUUGUAUAACUUGUCAGAAAACCUUGUUGCUGAGGUCGAAAACCUUCAGUCACAACUGCAAAAUCGAGAAUCAGACAUCUCUUUCUUGCGUCAGGAGGUAACUAGGUGCACCAAUGAACUUCUGGCUUCACAAGAGAGCAACAAGAAGCAUUUAUCUGAAGUAAAGGAGCUUCUAAAGUGGUUAAACAUGACCAUCUCUCGUUUUGGAUUGACCGAUUUUCACAUGAAUGGUGAUGAAAAUCAGAUACAUGCAUUCACCAACAUUCUGGACAAGUCAAUAACAUCAAUUAUGGCUGAAUUAGAUGAUUUGCGUGUUAAAGUUAGUCAACAAACUAGAAGGGCCUUGACAGGGCCUUCAGAAGUUGAACAAAUGGUACAGAAAACUGAACCUGCAUCGGCAGGUGUCGUGACACAUGUGCGCACGGGGCGGAAAUUCAACAAUGACCAAAUUGCCAUUGCCAUAGAUGUAGAAAAAGGUGAAAAUGUUAUUGAUGAUGAGGACGAUGACAAAGCACAUGGCUUCAAAUCGCUGACAAUGUCACGUUUUGUACCAAGAGUUUCUAGGCCUAUAGCAGAUAAGAUUGAUGGGAUAUGGGUGUCAGGAGACCGGCUACUAAUGCGCCAACCUACAUUACGCAUUGGAGUUCUAUUAUAUUGGAUCGCCCUUCAUGCAUUGCUUGCUAGUCUCAUUUGAAGAAAGAAUCGGCUAUAUCUUGGACUACAAUCGCCUGGCUGAUCAGUGGCCUCAACUCUAAGUUCUUGAGCAAGUGUGAUGUGAUUCUUUUAUUACACAUCAAACAAUUAAACAGACAAUUUUUGGCCGUAUGCAGCAAGAGUGCAAAGGUUGCAGUCAAAGAAGUGCUAUACAAACAUCAGUAUUCAUUGUAGAUUAUUAUCAUUCUUUUUGUUCUUUUUCUUUUCCUCAAAUGUAUUCAUGGAAUACCAAAUUCUAUAGUGAUGGAAACACUAGGUACCAUGGCAACCCACAGGUGUGCUCUUGUGGUUCGAAAGAAUGAUGAACCUUGGGAGCAUUACUACAAAAUUGAUAUCAAACAGAAAUGCUAUAUAUGCAAGUUAGAUUCCUGUUGUUUAA